Messenger RNA from Aureobasidium melanogenum CBS 110374, 1815 nucleotides. Its product is annotated as DUF862-domain-containing protein. The transcript is spliced from 2 exons. Gene Ontology annotation, biological process: protein modification by small protein removal. The coding region runs from base 1 to 1815 and encodes 604 amino acids. The record is from RefSeq and is a predicted model, not a curated record. Gene Ontology annotation, molecular function: peptidase activity. Lineage: Eukaryota; Fungi; Ascomycota; Dothideomycetes; Dothideales; Saccotheciaceae.
AUGGAUGUCGAGUUAUAUGUAUACGACCUAAGUCAGGGUCUUGCGAGGAUGAUGUCGCAAGGGCUGCUCGGCAUCCACAUCGAUGCGGUUUAUCACACUUCUCUGGUCUUUGGUGGUGUCGAAUACUUCUACGGUGCUGGCGUGCAGACUUGCUACCCUGGAUCAACCCAUCAUGGCCAACCUAUGGAGAAGAUCAAGCUCGGCAAGACUGAAAUUCCUCUGGAUGAUAUCCUCGAAUACCUCGAUUCCUUGAAAGAGACAUAUACAGCAGAGUCAUACGACUUGUUCAAACACAACUGCAACAAUUUCUCUAACGACUUCUCCAUGUUCCUGGUCGGUAAAGGUAUUCCGGACCACAUCACUGCUUUACCUGAAACAGUACUCAACACUCCUUUCGGAGCUAUGAUGAAGCAACGACUUGACGCAGAGAUGAGACACAUCACACAGGCUGCUGUACCUCCGGAGAACAACCCUAUGAUUCAGCCAGCAAAGAAACAACCCAAGAAGCUCGAAGUCCGCGACGGCGCUGCUGCAAAAGCAGACGGCGUGCAUGGCUCCGUUUAUAACGUGACGCAGCCAUCUUCUGUUGAUAACCUUCUCUCUGUCGCAAAAGACAAAUGUGCUAUUAUCUUUUUCACGUCGAGCACUUGCGGCCCCUGCAAGAUGGCAUAUCCCACAUACGAUUCUCUGGCAGCUGAGCACACUAAGGUUCCUUUCAUCAAGAUCGACAUCAAUGAGGCUCACGCACUUGCAUCAAAGUACCAAAUUCGAGCAACACCAACAUUCAUGACGUUCUUACACGGCAAGAAGGACAACGAGUGGACUGGAGCGAACCCUGCACAGCUGAAGGCAAACGUGGAGGCUCUUCUUCAACAAGCUUUCCCUCCUCACCCUCACCUCCAAGUUCGUGUGCCUACUCUGCAAUUUGGCAGGCUCAGUCCCAUCACGUAUUCGAAGGUCCCGCCUCUGGACAAGGUUUUGGCUAAGAUGGGUGAUCAGUCGAAGGACAAGUCUGUGGUUGCCAUGAAGAACUUCAUCUCUUCUCGAUCGUCCAGUGCAUCAGACCUUCCGGCUCUGCCAGAUCUUCCCGCCUUUGCAAGCUGGCUUCGCCAAUCGCCCAGUAAGCUUUCCUCAGAUGUGUUGUUCACGGCUUACGAUGUCCUGCGUUGUGCACUCAUCGAUCAACGAGUCAGUGGAUGGUUCACUGAAGAAUCUUCUCCUGGGGACUCGGAGACACUUACGUACUUGAUCAACCACGUCUUGACGCUCGUAAACGACGAUGCUUGUCCGUACAAUUUAAGACUUGUCACAAUCCAAUUAGCCUGCAAUCUGUUCACGUCUGAUCUUUUCGUCAAGUCAGCGUUCAGUGGCGAACACAACAGUGGUUUGCCUGCAAUGCUCGUACAAGUAGCAACCGCAAGUUUGCUCGCCGAGCCUGACAAGCCAGCCGUUCGCGCUGCUGCUUCCUCGCUCGCUUUCAACAUUGCUGCAACAGUCUACCGUAUCAGAAGAGAGGAGGAUCUUGAAGCAUUGCAGGAGUCUUCACAGGUUGAGAUGGCUGCUAGCUUACUCGAGAUGAUGACGACAGAACUUGAGAGCAGAGAACAGAAGAAGGACGCGACCGGAACAGAUAUGCUUAAGACGGCAAUCUUCGCUUUUGCUUACUUGAUCUACUGUGCCCCUCAAGGUGGCGAGUUGCAUGAUCUCUGCAGUGCAAUGGAUGCUAAGGCUUCAGUUUUGAGGUUGAAGGAAGUCAAAGAGUUGGCAAAAGUUUCAAGUGAAGUUGGCGAACAGCUUUUGGGAAAGAACUGGUGA